CCGGUGCAUAUGCAAGGGAAAUGGGCUGAUGAGUCAGGAAAGCUAUUAGAGCUCAAGCUGGAAGCUAAUUUCUCGGAUUUGACCAACUUCGUUGAAAAGAAAGCAAGAGUUGCCAACACAGAGUUCGGUCGGCUAGUCGGUGCGAAACCGGACGAUAACAAGUCGUUGAAGCCUGUCGCCAAGUAUGAACACACUCCGGCGGUAAGGUCCUCGUUUUUUGCGACUGGAGGCAACGGUAUACCAAAUGACGACGGCUCCAAGCUACAGGAGGUCAGAACGAAAGUCAAUCAUUGUACAUUUUGUAACGGUACACAUGAGUUGGUCAAGUGCUUUAAGUUCAGAGAUAAGUCGUUUCCUGGGAGGAAAGCGUUUGCAAGAUCUAAUAAACUCUGCGACAAUUGCUUAUUACCGAACCAUAUUUCUAGGCGCUGUAAAACCUAUAGAGCUUGUUUGGUCAGCGGCUGCUCAGAGAAACACCAUUCGCUCCUUCACCCACCUACUGGUCAGGCAUUGCAGUUACCGCUUCAAGAACAUUCUUCCGGUUCCCGAGCUGAAGAAGCGUCACCACCCCCUGCACUGGUCGCUACAGGACCAUCGGCGUCUUCCCGUCUUCCUAAUGCAUCAGGACACCACGUCAGCGAUGAUAGUUCACAUCCUUCAUACAAGACAAGAAUUGGUCUCAGGAUUGUCCCUGUGAUAGUCUCUGGCAAAGGUUCCACUGAAGUGCAGACCUACGCCUUCCUUGACGACGGUUCGGAUUCCACCCUAUGCUCAGACGGUCUUCUUCAGAGGCUUGGUAUCACUGGAACUCCUACAACUUUCCAGUUGACUACCCUCAAUGCUGAGAAGACUCAGAGGAAUGGCGAAGAAGUACAGCUUCAAGUAAGGUCUCUUACUGGUAACGAAACUGUUCAUCUCGACAAGGUCUGGUCCGUGGCGCGACUUCCUGUCUCCCCUCGUCACAUUGCCGUACCAGAAGAUCUUGUCGAAUGGCCCCACUUGCACGAUGUAGACCUACACAACAUUGAUAACGCAGAAGUCACUUUGUUGAUCGGCAACGAUGUGCCAGAGGUGCAUUGGACUUAUGAAGAGCGGAGAGGACGACGAAAACAGACCUAUGCUGCAAGGACCAUUUUAGGAUGGACAGUUGUAGGACCACUUGUUCAAACUAAUAAUGAUGAAGAAGAUUUCAUAUUUGCCUGUGAAGCCGAGACGCUGACUCACCAGAUUAGAAGGAUGUAUGACGCCGACUUUGCUGAAUCCCCGUCGUCUGGAAAAAGUAUGUCGGUUGAAGACAAGCGCGCUUUAGCCAUCAUGGAGUCCUCAGCGUGUUUAGUGGAUGGUCACUACCAGCUUUCCCUUCCCUGGAAGUAUCAACCGCCAUGUCUUCCGGACAAUCGUGUCGUCGCAGAGAAGAGAUUGUCCUACUUGAAACAUCGCCUGGAGAGAAAUCCUGUCCUCCAUCAGAAAUAUAGCAAGACUGUGGAGGAGUACAUUGACCUUGGACAUGCUGAAAGAAUCUCUGAGGAUAGCUAUCCAGUCUGGUAUCUUCCUCAUCAUCCAGUCUUCCACGCACAGAAACCGGACAAGUGCCGAGUUGUGUUUGAUUGUGCUGCACGCUACAGGAACACAUCAUUGAACGACCAACUCCUUCAAGGGCCCGAUCUUACUAAUAGUCUUGUUGGUGUACUUCUACGCUUCCGUCAAGAACCGAUCGCAGUGAGUGCAGAUAUCGAGAAGAUGUUCCACCAAGUUCUUGUUACCCCCGCUGACACAAAUGCCCUACGCUUUCUUUGGUGGCCUCACGGUGACCUUACGAAAGAUCUUGAAGUUUACAAGAUGGUCGUGCAUCUAUUUGGAGCAAAAUCAUCACCAAGCUGUGCCAGUUUUGCUCUCCGCAAGACAGCAGAAGACAACAAAGCAGACUUCCCCAAACAAGUUUCUGAAACCGCGAGGCGAAACUUUUACGUCGAUGAUUGUUUGAAGAGCGUCGCCACUCAAGAAGAAGCAAAGAAACUAGUCCUUGAUCUUACUACCUUGCUGGCGAGAGGAGGCUUUCGCCUAACUAAGUGGAUGUCAAACAGUCGUGAAGUUGUCUCCAGUAUCCCAAAUGACGAGCGUGCGCCAUCGAUGAAGAACCGAGAUCUCAAUCUUGACGGCCUUCCCGUUGAUAAGGCUCUUGGGAUGUGCUGGGAUGUGGAACAAGACACAUUCUUCUUCCGAUCUCUCAAGGAAAUGAAUGCCAACACUAGAAGAGGGAUUCUAUCCGUAGUCUCCUCUCUGUACGAUCCGCUUGGUAUCGUCGCCCCCCCUGAUUCUCCCUGCUAA
Molecule: messenger RNA, 2328 nt
Organism: Nematostella vectensis (starlet sea anemone)
Lineage: Eukaryota; Metazoa; Cnidaria; Anthozoa; Actiniaria; Edwardsiidae
Exons: 1
Coding region: 10-2328 (772 amino acids)
Source: RefSeq, a predicted model, not a curated record